This is a messenger RNA of Magallana angulata, 4354 nucleotides long. RefSeq lists its product as uncharacterized. The record is from RefSeq and is a predicted model, not a curated record. The transcript is spliced from 6 exons. The coding region runs from base 212 to 1588 and encodes 458 amino acids. Lineage: Eukaryota; Metazoa; Mollusca; Bivalvia; Ostreida; Ostreidae.
CAGAAAGGUGUUAUCUUCCUAAAGUUGUCUGGUGAUUUCUCACGACAUGCCUUACUAGUGCCUAAGAUUAUCAAUUAUUGACAGUCGGUGGAGAUUUAUUACACAGUGAUAUAGUGAUCCCCGGAAAGAAGCAGAGGAAGCACCACCAAAUAAUUAGUUUUAUUGCAUAUAAAGCAUAGGAAAUCUAGACAAAAGGUCACCUGUGAGAAGAAUGGAUGUUAUUAUUGCGAUAAAACUAGGAAUUAGCCACACUUCAAACGUUUGUAUGAUCAACUAUUAUCAACCAAAAGAUUGUGAAGAGUUCAAUGUAGUGUUUGAUACAAAGUCAAAUACUCAGUUACAAACUACAUCAGUAACAACACCAACGGUAACAUUGUUUGAUGACAAGGGAGCCAUUCAAUCAUAUGGAUUUGAAGCUGAAAUUCAAAGCAAAAAACUUGAUAACGAAAGUAACCAUCUUCUUUUCCGCGAAUUUAUUUGGGAUCUCUUUUGUUCAGAUGAAAAGCUUCCAGAAAAUCUUAAUGCCGUGAACGGCAGACAAAUGAAGUCGAUAGAUGUAAUGGCUGCUGUAUUGGGCUAUAUGAUCAGUCAUAUAAAAACUGAAGCAGUAUUUCAAGGUUUACCAUUAACACUGAAAUACGUUUUGACAAUCCCGACCUGUGCAUGUAAAGGUUCGAGGACAUUCAUGACUGAGGCUGCCUUGAAGGCAGGUUGUUCGCGCGAAAAUAUAAAAAUCGUUGAAGAAGCAGCUGCUAUCUUACUAUUUUGCCUCCAUGACAAACAACAUACAGGAGUAACAACUUUAGAUGAUGACACUUGUAAUAGGAAGUAUUUUGUAGUAGAGUGUGAGGAGGAUAAUGCUGCCAUAUCAGUUUUAACAUACACCAACGAAAAUAUGAUUGAAAUUUUAUACACGGAUAACGCUGAAAUAUGGAAAGACGGCCAUAUUUUAAACGAUUUUAUUGAGAUUAUUAGUUUGAACACUAGGAAAGCGUUGUUAGAUUUCUUUGAAAAAUACCCCAUGGAAUACUAUAAUUUUCUACAGGAGGUAAAAACAAAACUCAGGCUGACAUCAUCUGACUGCUCAAAAUUGUAUUUAAACAUAUCAUCCGUCAUGCUGGAGGAAAAACGAUGUUCUGAAAGCAUGCAGGAAGCUGUCUUAGGAACAGAACGUAAAGACGAGCUUAAAUUUAUAGGAGACAAAUGUGUCAUUAAAUCAGAAAGAUUUCAGAUUCUGUUUACUGAAGCUGGAAGACGCAUUGUAGACUAUAUAGAAAAAGAACUGUUUGAUGUUUUUGCAGAUAUUAAUCAUAUAAUUCUUGUUGGAGAGUUUGCACAGUCACCGAUACUUCAGGACAUUAUUAAAACGUCAUUUUCUGCGAAAAAUAUUAUUAUUCCUUGUGAAGGAAACAUUACAGCAGUAAGGGGUGCUGUGUUACUUGGACAAAGGAGUAUAUCAGUGGGAAAAAAGAUUGUUCACACUAUGAACCAUACACCAUUGAAUAAUGCACAAGUUGUGUUAACAGAAGGAGAAAGAAUUGAGAUAAACAAGAAAAAAUCGCCACGAAAACGAUGUGUGAUAAUAUAAUACGAGGUUACUGACCUUUAUGUUCAGUAAAUGUCAUUUAAUUUGUACUCACCUGAAAAAAAAACCCAUAAGUGAGGUUUAUUUUAUUUUAUUUAGUGUUGUUCUUUCCAUUUGCUUGUCAGUUUACAAAACACCUUUUUAAGAACUUAAAGUUAGUGUGCCUAGAACUAUACGUUAUAUCAUAUUACCAGUCUGUCUUAACCAUUUUUACGUCACCUCCGGAAUGACGUAGAGCUACGACGUAACUUACGACGCAACGUGAAUUAAAACGCUUUCGUGAAACGCCGAAAUUUUGCUACGAACUACUCACGUCGCAGUUACGUACUACGUAAGAUUUACGAUGCUUUUGUGAAACGGUUCUAUUGUGACAUAUAGUUUUUAACAAUUGUUAUAUUUAGUUUAUAAAGAUAGUGUAUAUACAUAUGUUGCUAGAGUUUCUAUGUAAUAUCUGUAACGUUGUAUAGACGACUAUGUUAUAAAUGUUUUCCUACAAUCUUUAAUACUUUCCAACGAUACUUUCAAAAGAAUGUAAACAACUGUAGCCCUUUUCACAAAAAAUCUUAAGGUUUUGCGUAAGAUUUCAACUUAAGAAUAUCAUACGAGAAAUCUUAAGUGCUUUUCACGAACGCAUUCGUAACAGGUUUCACUUAAGAAUUUACUUACGAGUUAUCCUUUCCCUAGCAACAAUUUGAAAUCACUUAAUAAUUCUUAUAAAACAGGAGAAACAUAUAAAUUAACCAACAUUCUCAUAAAACAGAUGCAAAACUGAAAUUAUAUACCACUUGCAUCGAAUGAAAUCAGUGCGGUGUAGUAGAAAUCAAAAUACGACGUCACAAUCACAAUGUGUGUUUAGUGUGACGUAGGAAAAGCUUACGAGAAAAAUUUGCCGUGAAAAUUUUUGGAGAAUUUAGAUGUGUAUUUUUUCAACAAUAACUGCUAUAUAGUACGAAAUAAUGGUAUAAUGCGGCUUAAAACAUUAAAUUUAGCUGUUUUUCUUGUAUAUUUUACAAAAUACGAUUAUUAUUUACAGUUUUGAAAUACUUACGAGAGGGUAUGUGCUAUCGUAAAGUUACGACAAAUUUUACACGUAAGAAUCUCAUAAGAUGUUUUGUGAAAAUGAAUAAAAACUUAAGUUUUCACUUACGAUAAAAAUUAAUCUUAAGUUUUUUUGUGAAAAGGGCUACAGAUCGUAACUUUAUGAUGCAUGGAUUUGAAUUUCAUUUAAAAUCAAAUCUUAUGUAUUAUUUUGUUUUGCUUUUUAAUUCACAUCGUCUUUAAAUACUUACCUACUUUGAAUUUUGCUCGACCGAAUGUUGUUUUCUUUGAUAUUUUGUAUGUUUUUUUCUCUUUCGUUUUAAAGAUUAUUUUGAUACAAAAAUCACGAUUCAUUUUAGUUUGUAAAGGGCGAGUAUAUAUUCCUAGAUGAGUUUUCCAGCACUCAAAUUAACAUAAUUUCUUAUACUUCAGUGUUGUAAAAAGUAGAUAUCUUUAAUUAAUUUUUAUUUUCACAAUCAGUGCAUGCACAAGUUUUUAGUUUUCCAAUUAGUUUUUUUACAUUCUAUAAAAAACGAAAAACCAGCAAAUGAAAAUCUGAUUUUGUACUCUUGUUCUCUUUUUGAAUGUCCAAUGAAAAGUUUAUACAUCUGCGAAGAUAAUUAACAUAUUUUUGCUAACAAUUUCGAAAGAAUAAUUGUUACAUAUCACAGAUUUUUGAAAUUACAUUAUGUAGUGUAUGAUAAUAUAAUCAUAUAAUAAUUUUCAUGUGGUCAACAAGUGUCCUGCCUCCCGUUAAUUGUUGUAACUGACCAACCAACUCUCUCGAUUUAAUGUCAAGAUCUAGUAUCUUGUUAUGACGUCUUUAUUGAUGCAUGUAGCAAAAACAUAUCUUGACACUUCAAUUAAAAUGCCCUAAAGGUAAAAUUUGCGUAUACAGGGAGAUAACUAAGAAUUCUAUUUUCAAGUAACAAUGUUUUAUCUUUUGUCAACCAGAAUUUCCAAUAAUCACUAAAUAAUUACGAAUUCAUUGGCAUGAGCCGCAUGACUAUUGAACCUGGAAGCUUGGACCUGUUAUGUACCAAGUCUUUUAAAAUCUGGAAUGUAUUUGGUGUAAAACAUGUACUUUAUUCUUUCUCACGAUAUUUAUACUGCAAGUUCCGAUAUUUAUAAAUGCGUCAGGGUUCUAGCCAUUUAUUUAUUAUUUUAGUUUAUUCAUCUAUUCAUUCAUUUAAUUAUAAUUGCUCUCUAGAAAGAUGAUUACAUGGUGUUAUAACCUGCCUCCUUGGGUAAUACAGAAAACUUCAGUUGAAGUUGGCUGCGCAGCAUGCGAGUACAAUAUGAAAAUUAAUUGUGCAAAUGAAUGCAAACACGGAGUUGUUCAACUGAAAGGAAGUAAGGCGGUUGUGUAGAGUGAUGUAUCAAUCAUGUUCGAACAGAAAGCUCAUUUCAGCACAAAUGCAAAGGUCAAAAUAUUUUGUGGUUGUAUUGACGGUGUAUUUGAAUGUUCUAUAAUAAAGGACUAUGCCAUGGUCUAAGGCAAAAACAUCAACAUACGAUUUUAUAAGCACGUAUUUGGACUGUUUUGCGAUGAAUUUACUAUUGUCCAUGUUGAGACCGGAGAAAUUGUAGAGAAGAAAUAAAAAUCAGAUUCAUUAGACAUGCAUCUCUCUAUCUCUGAGAUGAUUCAAUUACUCUUGUAUUUCCCCCCAGAAAAUCGCUUGGAAAGCCUUGCUCGUCCAGCCAAUUGUGAUGGUAAUCCCUCAUGUUGUA